AUGGGAGAAUCAUGGAAACAUGCAGGUGAGAGCACUGAAGAACUCCAUUCUGAAAAAUCAAGGCUUUGCUUUUCAACAGCAGGCAAUCACGGUGAAUCGGCACAUGUCCUGGUGAAGAGAAGCUUUUCAAUCAUCUCAAGCAGCACCACCGAGGUGAAUGUUGCUAAGUUGCCUACAGCACAGUCAUCCGGCCGUGGGCGCUUUAGAAACGUGACUCGACGACCGUACAGACGCACAAUCGACUUGUCGCUCUCCUCAUCAGGUGUUUCCGACGUCGAUGAAUUGGUGGAUCAGCGUCGCAAAGUUAUUGACAAACACAGACGAGUGAACAACAAGUGUAGUCAAGACGCAGAGAGGACGAAACUUCAGCCCAACAAUCCCACCACCAUCACCUCAUGCAACCGAGAUUGCAGGCAGUGUAAACGAAGACAAACGCGCCUUGGAAAGCAAUUAAGUGCCACUUCUACGGAUUUGGGCAUUUCCACCUCUGAUAUCGACGAUGACAUUUUGAAAUCCACCCACAACACUCCUCCAGAAUGCUCCACGUCCGAUUCAGAAAUGGAUGAGGCGGAUGAAGACACGUUGACAGGCGGAGGGAUGAAGACAAAAUUGGGUCGUCGAAGAUCCACCCUUUACUCACGCAUGGAGGCGCAUCACUGCAGGAUGUGCUGCGAUAUUGAUGCUCAAACCUCGGAAUGCGAAUUCUGUGGUCUUGCUCUGUGCGAUGUUUGCUGUCGUCUACACUUUAACACACACGCUGCUGAUGUAAAAAGUCGUCUGGAGCGACUUCGCAACCAAGCAGUUGUCAGCACUUCAAAAGAAGUACGUCACCAGCUGAUGUUGGAGAUUGACAAGGCUGCAUUGGAUCUUACCAUAGCCUGCAACACGGCAUUGGAUCGCGCCUUAGACGUCUAUCGAGCCACCGCCUCCGUAUCCACCUCCUUCAUCGGCUCUCUCGUAGACCGGCGAAUAAAACUCUCUAAUUCCUUAAAAUACCUCCUUCGACAGAUUCCAAGGAUCCUACUAAGUGAUGACGUGUACGAAUUAAUGUACUUUGUAAAGGUGGCAAAAAGUGUUCACGAGCGGAUGGAAGAACUUAAAAUUGCCAUAGGUGAUCCAAGGUCGAAGGAGGUCUUCAAACUAGUCCUUACUAAUCCCUUUUCUUCGUUUGCUCCCCUAUUUGAGCAAAACAGUCUCCUUCUCCCGUUGGAUAAUUGUGACAAGCUUCAAGAUGGUUGCGAAAUGAGUCUGCCUACCAGGCUCACUCGCCUAAAGGGGGUUGCGGUUAACAGUGGGUUUUUUAACAACGCGGAGCCGCGCAGCGUGUCAGUCAUUGCUGCGGCUAGAGGUAGGUUUAUUAUAGUCAUAGCAGAGAGAGGAAGGGAGGAGGAGGAGGAGGAGGAGGAGGAGGAGGAUUAG
This is a messenger RNA of Hydatigera taeniaeformis, 1419 nucleotides long. NCBI's taxonomy places the organism in Eukaryota, Metazoa, Platyhelminthes, Cestoda, Cyclophyllidea, Taeniidae. The record is from the annotation of a GenBank genome assembly.